GCCACAAUUCACUUCCGCCUGCGCAGAGAGAAACGAACCUGCUAAUAAACUAGCAACGUUGAGUCGGUCGCCUAGCUGGUAUUGUAUUUGUCCGGAGGAUUAUUCACCAUAACAGGAAACCAUUUUAUACUUUAUUUAAACAUAUACAUAAGAAAGAAAGAAAUUCAGUUAUAUUUAAAGGUAUCUAUACUUAGCUACAAAGCGUUUAAGGUUGUUUUUUUGCGAGCGCUUCGGAUCAGAUAGCCAGUCUUGUUAGCUAGUUAGCUAACGAUAGCUAGCUUAGCAGAGCAGGGGGGAAAAAUCCCCAGCAACGCGAGUUAGAGGAAGUUUAUGUGCAGCUAAUUGUGCAUGCAGCUUUGAUAAACCCAGGUUUUUCCGUUUGGCCGAAUGUUUCAUAACAGACAAAGACAUCUAGUUUUUGAAGUAAGAUAACGUGGUCGGCUCUAAAGCUUUCACAGGUUUCACUCGUUCCAUUCAUCCGCUGCGAAUUCAAAAUGUCGGAGUUUGACGAAUUUGAGAGACAACUGACCGAAAACAAACAAGGUGACGGCGUUAACGGCCAUGAGCGGGACAAAGAGAACAGGCACAGGCGCCGAAGCAGCUCACGUAGCCGUAGUCGUGAAAGGAAGAGGAGGAGCAGGGAGAGGAGGAGCCGGGAGCGACGCAGCAGCAGCAAAGAUCGCCGGCAUAGACGCAGUCGUUCCCCACCGAGGGAGAAGAAGAAGAAAAUCAAAAAGUACUGGGAUGUCCCUCCUCCUGGCUUUGAGCACAUCACACCAAUGCAGUACAAGGCCAUGCAGGCUGCUGGUCAGAUUCCUGCCACAGCACUGCUGCCCACUAUGACUCCAGAUGGACUGGCCGUUACGCCCACUCCAGUACCUGUAGUAGGCAGCCAGAUGACCCGCCAGGCUCGGAGGCUCUAUGUGGGCAACAUCCCAUUCGGCAUCACAGAGGAGUCGAUGAUGGACUUCUUCAACGCUCAGAUGAGACUAGGGGGUCUUAUUCAGGCUCCAGGAAACCCCGUCCUUGCUGUCCAGAUUAACCAGGAUAAGAACUUUGCCUUCCUUGAGUUGCGCUCAGUGGACGAGACCACACAGGCAAUGGCGUUCGAUGGCAUCAUAUUCCAAGGCCAGAGUCUGAAGAUCCGCCGGCCACACGAUUACCAGCCGUUACCAGGCAUGAGCGAGAAUCCCAGUGUCUAUGUGCCAGUUGAUCAGUCCUGCACAUCGGCUUGGAGGAAUUUUAAUCCAUUCCUCAGUACAGAACAACUUCAACUCUGGGAUGUUGGUGUGGUGUCCACUGUAGUCCCUGACUCUGCUCAUAAGCUGUUUAUUGGAGGCCUGCCCAACUAUCUCAGUGAUGACCAGGUGAAAGAGUUGUUGACAUCCUUUGGGCCUUUAAAGGCAUUCAACCUAGUGAAGGACAGUGCCACAGGGCUCUCCAAAGGCUAUGCCUUCUGCGAAUAUGUUGAUGUCAAUCUUAAUGAUCAGGCUAUUGCAGGACUAAAUGGGAUGCAGUUAGGAGAUAAGAAGCUCCUGGUCCAGAGAGCAAGUGUAGGAGCCAAGAAUGCAACUUUGACCAGCAUAAACGAGACCCCGGUGACGCUGCAGGUACCAGGCCUGAUGAACAGCUCAAUGAAUCAGAUGGGUGGAAUUCCCACUGAGGUUCUGUGCCUGAUGAACAUGGUGGCUCCGGAGGAACUUUUGGAUGAUGAUGAGUAUGAAGAGAUCGUGGAGGACGUCAGGGACGAGUGCUCAAAAUACGGUCAGGUCAAAAGCAUCGAGAUCCCUCGCCCUGUCGACGGCCUGGAGAUCCCCGGAACCGGAAAGAUCUUCGUGGAGUUCACAACAGUUUUCGAUUCCCAGAAAGCCAUGCAAGCCUUGACGGGAAGGAAGUUUGCCAACAGAGUGGUUGUGACCAAAUACUGCGACCCUGAUGCCUACCACCGCCGAGAUUUUGGCUAGAUCAGGACGCAUGUAAUGAGAGGAGUGUGUGGCGAAGGAGAAACCAGAUUAAAAGGCUGUAUUAUGAACGUGGCGUGGUGAAUGUGGAGGGAUGGCGAAAGAGGGGAAUCUUUUCUUGUAGUGCAAGGUGGCAUUUCAUGUUUCUUUCUUUUCUUUUUUCCUUUUUUUUUUUUUUUUUUUUUUUUUAAAAGCAAAAAUAGCCUUGGCACAAUGGGUUUGCAUUUUAAUAAAGCAGGAGGGAGUAUUAAUUGAGUUUAUUAAUUUGUUUAACUGCAUAUUGAAGUGAUGGGAAGGGUUUGGGAGGGAGGAGUGGAAUUACAGUACAUAAUGCUUCUAAAACCACAGAAUAUUGUCAAUGGCAUGAGUGAAGGAAAUAAAUUGCUUCCUUACACUUUACUUUGAUCCCUCUAUCGUCAUACAUUUUUGCUGUCCGUGACCUAACCACCUUGAUCCUACUACACACUCAAUUUUUCAGUCUUUUUAUCUCCGAAGUUAGUUUAGUUAAAUUGUGUGUUAGUUUAUAUCCAGCUCUGUCUGUCCUGUUUCCAGUACACAUGACUGCCUCUUAUAUUGGUAAUGUAACUUCAAGUCUAGCAUGGCACCUUUGUGUCUCUCUAUCUGUGAACAUAACCCUCUUUUGAUAAUAAACUUAGUGAGAAUUUGAAAAAA
Molecule: messenger RNA, 2633 nt
Organism: Ictalurus punctatus (channel catfish)
Lineage: Eukaryota; Metazoa; Chordata; Actinopteri; Siluriformes; Ictaluridae
Gene: u2af2b
Product: U2 small nuclear RNA auxiliary factor 2b
Exons: 13
Coding region: 495-1964 (489 amino acids)
Biological process (GO): mRNA processing
Cellular component (GO): nucleus; U2AF complex; commitment complex
Molecular function (GO): poly-pyrimidine tract binding; pre-mRNA 3'-splice site binding
Source: RefSeq, a predicted model, not a curated record